GCAUGCAAAACAAAUAACUGUGUGGUUGGCAGUCGUUGUUGUGACGGAACGAAUUUCUACAGUUUAUUUCAUAGAAAAGUUUGGUAUAAUUUCAUAUUUUCUAAGCUGCUGAUUUCAAAAUAUGCCCUCAGGAGUUGCCAACAUGACGGACAACAUGCUGAGCGCUGCCACCGACGGCGGCCAUCUCGUCAAAAUGGAGGUGGACUACAGUGCCACUUGUGACGAGAAGAUCCCGGCGCUGAAGAAGGAGGCGGCCGAGGGACGGGUGCAGGAUGCCAUCAACGGCCUGCUGGCAUUGGAGAAACAGACGCGGACGGGCGCCGACAUGCACUCCACCAGCCGCGUCCUUGUGGCUAUCGUUCAGGUGUGUUUCGACGCCAAGGACCUGAACCUGCUGAACGAGAGCAUCAUCACACUCACCAAGCGGCGGAGUCAGCUCAAACAAAGCGUCGCCAAAAUGGUCCAGGAGGCGUGUACGUACGUGGACAAGCUGACGGACAAGGAGCAGAAGCUGAAGCUGAUCGACACACUGAGGACAGUCACAGAGGGAAAGAUUUACGUCGAGAUCGAGCGUGCGCGUCUGACGCACAAGCUGGCGAUGAUGAAGGAAGCCGACGGCGACAUCGUGGGCGCGGCCGACAUCCUGCAGGAGAUGCAAGUCGAAACGUACGGCAGCAUGGAGAAGACGGAAAAGGUCACCCUCAUUCUAGAGCAGAUGCGUCUGUGUCUGCUGAAGAAGGAUUACAUCCGCACACAAAUUAUCGCCAAGAAGAUCAACGUCAAGUUCUUCGAGGCGGCUGACACACACGAACUGAAAAUGAAAUAUUACAAUUUGAUGAUCGAGCUGGACCAGAACAUCGGCUCCAACCUGUCCAUCUGCAAGCACUACCUGGCAAUUUACAACACCCCGUCAGUACAGGAGGACGAGACCAAAAAGACGACGGCACUGCGGCACGCGGUGCUGUACCUGGUGCUGGCUUCCUACGACAACGAGCAGUCGGACCUCACCCACCGCCUGCUGCAGGACAAGACGCUAGAGCUGAUACCCACCUACAAGUCGUUUGUGGAGCUGUUUGUUAACGCUGAACUGAUCCGCUGGGCGGCGCUAGUGCAGAUGUACGAGGCUCCUCUAAGGAAGGGCUCGGCCGAGUCACCGGCGACUGAUGUCUUCUCUGACACGGAGGCCGGAAACAAACGCUGGCAGCAGCUCAAGAAACGAUGCGUCGAACACAACAUUGACGUAAUGUCGCGGUACUACCGUCGUGUGCGGCUCUCGCGGAUGGCGCAGCUGCUGGAACUCACUGAGGCUGAGACCGAGGAGUUCCUCUCGCAAAUGGUGGUCGGCGGCGCCAUUCAGGCCAAGACCGACCGACUCGAGGGCAUCGUGUCGUUCAUCAAGACCAAGGACCCGACGGACAUCCUGACAGAGUGGUCGUCGGGCAUAUCUUCCCUGAUGAUGCUGGUGACCAAGACGACCCACCUCAUCAACAAGGAGGAGAUGGUGCACAAGCACCUGCUGCCCUCGGCCGACUGAGCCGGCGCCGAGCGCCUGGACCUGUUGAACUCCUGCCCGCCGCAGCCACAGGCAAUGUCGCAGCUGUGUUUAUGAAUGGCUGCCUCGUCAUUGUUGGAGCGGUGUCGCUGGUUCCAGCGUGUGGCUCGUGCGGGAGGAUUGAUAGGACGGUCGACCGAGGACAGGAGGAGUAUCAGUGAAUCAGCAGUGGUGUUUCCGAUGAGGAACUCUGUCCGCACAGACUGAGAAUUUCAUAGAGCGCCGCUCAGACUCUGAAUAGGUGUAUGGACGCUCAGUUCGUUGCAUUCGUAAGCUGUUUUGUGAAGCUCAUGACGAACACUGCUCCGAUCACUCCAAACAUGAAGUAAGACCUGGAAGACAGGUAACAGCAGACGAACGGACGGUGAACUUACAAUCUCGGCUUGUCGACUGUUUCAGCAAUGUCGCAGUGUCGCAGUGUCCUAUGUCUCGUGCUGAAAUUCGGACAAUAUAUUUGUCGGUAUUGUUUGGGUCC
Amphibalanus amphitrite is the source of this 2027-nucleotide messenger RNA. RefSeq names its product 26S proteasome non-ATPase regulatory subunit 12-like (gene Rpn5). The transcript has 11 exons. NCBI's taxonomy places the organism in Eukaryota, Metazoa, Arthropoda, Thecostraca, Balanomorpha, Balanidae. The coding region runs from base 122 to 1534 and encodes 470 amino acids. The record is from RefSeq and is a predicted model, not a curated record. Gene Ontology annotation, cellular component: cytoplasm; nuclear proteasome complex; proteasome regulatory particle, lid subcomplex.